GGCAAUGGUCACGAGGAGUAGGAAAAUGGGAAGGAAAUAUAGAAUAAGGAAUAUGAGGGAUUUAAGAAACAUGACAUUGCUGGCAAAGUAAGGAACAUAAGAGAUUCGACAGGAAUUAUGUUUGGUGCUGAGCAACAUGAUUAAAAUUCCCCUUCAUACACGUGAGGCCGAAUUGUCCGCGCAGUUUCGGGUCAGCAGUCACGGAAUAAUGAAGAUGGCAUUGAAGAGAGACCUGUAAUGUCCUUUUAUGAAUGACGACACAAACAACCUAAAGAAAGGGUGUAAACAACGAACUCAACUGUCACGUCCAGGACAGAACGGAGGUUGCAGCAGCUAAACAGUGCAACCCCCAGAGAACCUGUGUUCCCUGCCCGCUGGCGAGCACAGUUUGUGGUGAAUUCACCUGCAACAGUGGACGCUUUUGAGUUCCACAAUGGUGAAGUAUUUUGUAAAUGAGGCUGACAUCAAGAGUACUUGGGACCAUGUUUUCUCUGCGUUCUGGCAGAGGUACCCAAACCCUUUCAGCACCCACGUUCUCACAGAGGACGUGGUUUUCCGCGAGGUGACGGCGGACCACCGGCUCUUCUCCAGGCGCCUUCUGACCAAGACUAACCGUCUGCCCCGCUGGGCCGAGAGGAUCUUCCCCGCAAACCUCUCGCGCUCCGUUUACAUCGUGGAGGACUCCAUCGUCGACCCCACCAACAGGAGCAUGAUGACCUUCACCUGGAACCUCAACCACACCACGCUGAUGACGGUGGAGGAGCGCUGUGUAUUCCAAGAGAACCGGGACCAGCCUAGCUGGACCUGGCUGAGGCGAGAGGCAUGGAUCUCCUCAGGGGUGUUUGGAUUCUCCAGACCAAUUCAGGAGUUUGGGCUUGCCCGAUUCAAGAGUAACCAGGUGAAAGCCAUGAAGGGCCUGGAAUAUGCACUGUCCAACCUGCAUGGAGACGCGCUACAGUGGCUCCGAAAGGACACGGCGAAGGACGCCUCUGAGAAGGCCAAAGAGACCGCGAUGGCCGCCACGGAGAAGGCCAAGAACUUGGCCUCGGCUGCUACCCCCCAGAAAUCCCAGCAGUAUGUGUGACGUGUCUGUAGCUGGGCCUGGGACACUGCAUACUUGCACACACACACACACACAUACAUACACACACACACACACGCACGAAAGUCCCCACUAUGCUUAGUGGUGUAGAACUGGGAUCAAUGGUUUCAAUGUGGGGAGGGGUCACUGUGUCUGGUCAGUGCAGGUGCCUUUGACUGACCAGGCCUUCCUCUCAUUCAGGAGGCCUCUGACUGCUAUGCUUUUACAGGUGUCUCUUCUGUUCUGUUUGCAACCACUCUGUUUUUGCUGAAAUUAACUCUCAGGUACUGUACAACUGCACACAGUAAUGACAACGUGUAGGCAUCCAGAUGUUUACUAUGAGGACACAUCACUUGUUCUUCACUGUCCUGUAAGUGUAAGCUGUUGGCCUGUUUAAAUUUAAGAACCAAGCACGCACAUGUGAACCCAGCAUAUGCAAGAGCAUGCAGAGAUCUGGACAAAAAGUGUAUAAUACGGCAAUAAUUAUGAUGCUUAAGCUGGUCUCAGGGCUAAGUCAGUAAUUACUGUUAUUGUUUUACA
Megalops cyprinoides (Indo-Pacific tarpon) is the source of this 1621-nucleotide messenger RNA. RefSeq names its product PRELI domain containing 1b (gene prelid1b). The transcript has 7 exons. Gene Ontology annotation, molecular function: phosphatidic acid transfer activity. Gene Ontology annotation, cellular component: mitochondrial intermembrane space. Bases 434 to 1084 code for a protein of 216 amino acids. Gene Ontology annotation, biological process: phospholipid transport. The record is from RefSeq and is a predicted model, not a curated record. NCBI's taxonomy places the organism in Eukaryota, Metazoa, Chordata, Actinopteri, Elopiformes, Megalopidae.